AUGUUGCAAGGAAUGAACGGCACGCAGCAGCGGCUGCCCAUGAGGCUGGGAAUCGCGGUCAGUCCUAGAUGGAGGCACUAUGCUGACCUGAGUGCCAGUGUCGGUGAGGAAACGUACAUUUUUUUGUUGCUUUGUUUUAGCCACGCGAAAUCGUUCCUGAGUGAAUUUUCGGACGAUGACUUCGUCUCCGCUCUUCUCACGGACGACGACGACGACGAACAGAGCAGCACCGUGUCGACGAGCACUCGAGAGCAGCGACGGCGCGAGUGCCCCAAAGCGCUCCUCAUUGCUGGCCUGGCCCUCACACUGCUCGUUCUCGCGUUGGCGGCCAUCGUCUGGAAGAAGGUCGAGAAACCGGAGUUCGUGCCACCGUCAGGUGUCGUCGUGCCUCCGUUAAAGGACCCGCCACAUCGCCGAGUGUUGGCCGGUCGUCUUGGCGGCGUGGAGUCGGCCCGCAACGCGUCGGCCCUGCCCCGAAACAAGCAGUUCAUGGUGCCCGGGAAGCGAGCCUUCGCAGGGGAACCAACCACUGAGUUCUCCAUGAUAGAAAUCGCAGACGUCAACUUCGAUUCUCUCCGCACCACGAAGGUCGCCUCCCCGGAGACCCAUACACUCGCCGAGCCGGAAGUGCACGAACCGUUCCGGCAGGAGCCCUUCACCAUUCAUUGGAGAUCAGCUGUGGGACGCAAGGACUUUGGUCCAACCACCAAGAGUCCUCGGCUGUGGCUUAAAAAUGUUAAUGACACCCUGUCGGUCACUCCAAAUCUAGUUCGCAGGUUCAUUGGAAGAGGUAGAUUUCCGGAAGUGUCCACAACACCGGCGGUAGCACCCAACGGCAGUGGUGGUCGUAUCUGGGGCAUCGAAAACGGCAACAUCAGCAUCUACGUGAUCAGGGUUGGCAGGAAUACGAGUGGCGGCGCCAACGCGAGUAGUGCCGGCCCCACAUGGAGGAUUAGUGGAACUGGCAUCACCGCUAGCUCUGCCAAGGCGACCUUCGGCAGUGUGAACUGGAGCUCCUCCGCUGGGGAUGCGGCCGAGUCAUUCAUAAGUUGGGAUCGGCUCCCCGAUACCUCUCACAAAGAGCAAGCUACGACGAAAGUCGCGACCUCUACUGGUGCGGUCCCUGACGCAUCUGUCACCGAACGACGCUCAAAGACAGGGCGCGACGUUUCCGAAUUCAGUCGGGGACAAGGGUGUUGGGCCUUUUACAGGAGCUCCUAAUGCGCACAACACAAGCAGGUUCGAUAUGCCGUUGGUCGGCUCCCACGGAGACGGCGCGACAGGGAAGCUUGUAACAACCCAGUCAUCUGUCAGUGGCCGUCGGCGGCAGGACAAGAUUGACGGAGAGAUCGGUCGUAUCAUACCAGUUUUUGACUUUGACGAGCAUAAGAAGAAUGACUCUUCCGAGCGCUCAGUCAACUCCAGCUUGGAUACACGCUCUGUCCCGUCGCAGAAGGGUCUCAGCCAUUCAACGGAGCUCACAGUGUCCCCUGCACGUGACGAGAUGCGAGGACUAAACGAGAGCAAGCGGGAGGAUGUAACGCCGCUUCAUUUCACAGGUGCCGCGGGACAGAAAACAGCUGCUGUCGGCGCCGAUGUUAAGACCCGUCGCGUCGAAGUAGAUAAACCAGAGUCACUAUUUAAUGGUAGCGAUUCCACCGAGCCUCCGGCAGGCGGUACUAGCACGAACGAAGUUUCCGAAUUAUCUCGGUCUGUCUCUACGGUUGCUGACGACAGAAUGUCCGUCGCCUUGAGUGGAAGUAACAUUACAACGCUCACCUCAAACAUGUCGAUCAUCGCAUCUCGAAACAACAUUUUGAGCUCAGCUUCGUCAUUACCCGAGAAAUCGACGACAGCAAGUGAUAGCAUGCCGAUUGUCGUGUCAUCGUCUCCGAUGGAUAUGGUAUCUAAUGGUAGCAGGAAUUUGCCAACUCUUUCGACCAUCGAAAAUGAGAAAACGGUAAAUAAAGAUAUUGAAGAAAAUGAAGCAAUUUCAAGGUCCGCCCAGAAUAAGUCGAAUGAUUUUGGUUCUGCAGACAUCGUACCAGAGCCAAUCACAGUUACAAAACAGCGCGAGUCUGAAACGCAACCCGUGCCAUCGACUGGCGGAAAACUUCAAGAUAAUAUUAUCCUUGAUAUAGGAAAUCAGCCUUCGAAAGAUGAAGCUGCGCUGAAAAAUAUUUCUUCAGGUCAACCAGCUAAUGGCACACGAACCAUGGUUGUGAGAACCAACCGCGAAACCGUUGCAUCGGCAGGUAGCAACACCUCAUUAGCCGACAACAUUACUGAACACAACGAGAAUCACGUCGAAACAGAGGUCACGUCAACUACUGACAGCCAGUCCAAUAAAAAGUAUGGCGGUCUGUUAAAUGUAGGAUUUGUUCCUGAAAAUGCCAGUAGGGCCGAUAGUUCACCGCUAAACCUCUUCCCAGAUGAGGGCGCACAGCCUUCGGCUCAGCCGUCAAGUUCCUCAAAUGACUCAUUCAGCGUGGUUCAAAUAAUGAAUGGCGCGAAACAUAAAGAGAAGAAAGAAGCACUUGAUGCCAAGAAUAACUUCACAAUUCAGGCGUUAACCACCACGAACGGCAUGCACGAAGAAAGAACGUGGACGAAACAAAGAGUGGCAGAAGAUCAUCGCGUAGAACAUAUCUCUCGCGAGUAUCUUUCCACAGUGAGCAAGGCAACCACAGGAUUUGAUGCUAUGUCCGACGGAGGGAAUACGUUAAUGUCAUCUGGAAGCACUAACACAGUGUCCCGUUUGUUAGGCAGCAAACCAUUGACAGAACCGAACGCGAGUGGGAGCCCGCAUGACGUUGGUAGAUCAGGGGAGGGUGUUGGAUCCAAAACAGAAGUACAAGAAACGCCAUUCAGCUCACACGAAACACCAGGUUCCUCGCCGAGUGCAGUUGAAUCGUCAUUAAGCUUGUCCGGCAAAGUAACUCCCAGUCAAAUGAGCAGCCAUCGCACCAGACGCCGGAUACGCAUGUCAAGACGAGGUCGUUAUCGCAAGCGAUUAAUCACGAAAACAGCGACUGUAGAAAAGUCUACAGCUCCAACCACAUUGGAGAAUACUGAACAAACUCGCAACAGAUACCCACCUAUAAAACAUGCGAAGAAAAAGCAUCAUGCAAAACCUACCCCUGCAGCCAAACUGUCUUCAGAAUAUGGGAACUCUGAAGCGGACAAGCGGCACCUGCAAUCGAAGUCAUCAAAAGAAGGAUCGUAUGACACAUCAGAAAACGCUGGCGAAGCUAAACUUAACACUGAACGAGACGGGGAGAACGGCUUAUCUACAACCGCAGGAUCGUACAAACGCAAAAUAAAAGCUGUAGAAAUUACGCACCGGCAUGGUCUAGACGAAAAACGCGAAGUAACCGUUACAAAAAAUCCGAAAUCAAUAUCACCGAGCGAGAACAUUCGGAUCCCCGUCAUAGCAAACAAGAGUAAAAACGAUUCAGAACUGUCUUCUGACCGGGUGAACGACACCGACACGUUGGAUGACACUUACCAGCACGCUGGAAUGAACAUUUGGAAGAUUCCUAAGGAUGUGUCAGGACUGCAGAAAGAGCACCCUGGUCAUAAGCGGAAACCGCGACCACGCGAUAACCGCAGACUGCCCCCGCGAUUGAUUCCAAAGCAUGCUGCUUUAACCAGGCCGCCGUACAAGGCGCCCAUAGAAUGGUCUGCAGAACGAAAACGUCCAGCAUUUGCAACAUCCUCAAUUUCUUUACUGAAGACAACGUUAGUGGCUGCGUCUGUCUCCUCACUAAGUUCCAUGUCAUUGUCACAGGUCAGCAUAAAAACCACCGCGAGUCCAGGCAUGGCGAAUGAAGCUCUAGAAGCCUCAAAUAAUUCGAGGAACCAUGCACCGAUGAUUCGCACUUUCAGCCACGAGCUCAACGACACCGACUUGAAUGCUACAGAAACCUCUGGCGGAAACGUGUCGGCGAACCUCGGGCGCGAGUUAAAGGACCUCCGACCGUUGUCAUU
Messenger RNA from Dermacentor silvarum, 3990 nucleotides. RefSeq lists its product as uncharacterized. The transcript is spliced from 5 exons. The record is from RefSeq and is a predicted model, not a curated record. NCBI's taxonomy places the organism in Eukaryota, Metazoa, Arthropoda, Arachnida, Ixodida, Ixodidae. Bases 1 to 1221 code for a protein of 406 amino acids.